Molecule: messenger RNA, 412 nt
Organism: Portunus trituberculatus (swimming crab)
Lineage: Eukaryota; Metazoa; Arthropoda; Malacostraca; Decapoda; Portunidae
Exons: 2
Coding region: 4-405 (133 amino acids)
Source: RefSeq, a predicted model, not a curated record
AGGAUGUGUCGCGGCUCUCGCUGGCUGACCGCCUCGAGAAGGACAUUGAGCCCCCGCCCAGCGCCUGCGUCACGCCCACCUCGGACUCCAGCGCCCCAUGCAAGGUGUUCCGGAAUUCCUUCCUGCCGCGCACAUACAGCCACAGGCCGAAAUCAAGCGACCGCCGGCAGAGAGGAGUCUUCUCCUGGACGUUUGAAGAGUACCACCUUCUUGAAGCACAGAGCACAGACAGCGCUGGAAACUGGACUACUACAGUUUGAGCAGAGUCCAACAUCUGUGUAUCUGCACCAGAAUCAAGUGUCCAGGGAGGAAAUGAUACGUCUGCAGAGAUGUGCCAGGAGGAGGGACUCUUGGAACAGGCCUUCACACAACAGGGAUUGGGGUGGGGGUGGGGGGACCUUAUAGCAGCAGG